Hypanus sabinus (Atlantic stingray) is the source of this 2165-nucleotide messenger RNA. Its product is annotated as E3 ubiquitin-protein ligase Hakai-like. The transcript is spliced from 6 exons. The coding region runs from base 30 to 1505 and encodes 491 amino acids. NCBI's taxonomy places the organism in Eukaryota, Metazoa, Chordata, Chondrichthyes, Myliobatiformes, Dasyatidae. Gene Ontology annotation, molecular function: ubiquitin protein ligase activity. The record is from RefSeq and is a predicted model, not a curated record. Gene Ontology annotation, biological process: protein ubiquitination; regulation of cell adhesion.
CUCCUCCUUCCCACAAUGCUUCAUUCAAGAUGGAGGAGGGAGAUAAAGAUCUGCAAGCCACUGAUAAUUCUGGAUGUCUUGGCGGUGUUGACGUUCGUAGGCGAAUCCCCAUCAAACUGAUUUCCAAACAGUCUAACCGAAAUCGAAUCUCAGCUCGAAGUCAGAGAAAUAUGAACAGGAAUUCUUCAAAGUCAGUCCCCACGGAUGAAGAAGGCUUUGACUAUAAUGAAGAUGAGAUCUAUGAAUGUAAGGGUGGAGAAGUGUUUGGGAACCAGCGCAGAUUCUCUCUGCAGUUUUUCUGGGAUUUUAAGGUAAAUUUGUUGGGUGAAAAAGAUGACACCCCAGUUCAUUUCUGUGAUAAAUGUGGAUUGCCAAUCAAGAUAUAUGGGCGAAUGAUUCCAUGUAAACAUGUUUUUUGUUUCAACUGUGCAAGUUUGCAAGAGAGAAAGGGGGACCGGAUAUGUCCUGGGUGUAAUGACCCAGUCCAGCGCAUUGAGCAGUGCUUAAGGGGGUCACUGUUCAUGUGUAGUAUUGUCCAAGGCUGCAAACGGACAUAUCUUUCUCAAAGAGACUUGCAAGCUCACAUUAACCAUAGACACAUGAGAACUAACAAAGCCGUCAUUAGGCCCCAGCCAGAGCAGCUGCACAACGCCAUGACUCCUGCGGCCGAGAUUACAGAACGUUUCCUGAUGCCACAAGAUAAGCAUCACCUGCCUCACCUUCCACCCAAGCAGCAUGCCAUCAUGAUGCCACCACCUCCUCUGCAGCACGUGUCACAUGAUCAUUACAGCCAGACGCAUGAGGACAUCCGCCCACCGCCCUCUGAGAUGGCUCUUGCUCCACCACCACGGUCCGUGAACCAGGAGACCUUCCGAAUCUCAACAGUGACCACAAGGAAGCACAGCAACCUGAUCACCGUUCCUAUACAGGAUGAUUCUUCCAGUUCAGGCAGUCGAGAGCCCCCGCCUGCAACCCCUCACCACCAUCCUGAGUACCAGAACAAUCCUGUGGUACCUCACCCACACCACAUGUUGCCUCCACAGCAGCACUAUGCUCCGCCGCCUCCCCCUCCUCCACCCAUCAGCCACCCCAUGCAGCACCCGGCACAGACAGCCGGCAACCCACACAUGGUCUACAAUCAGGCACCACCCCCACCACUGUCAGCAGCUCCCCCCCCAAUCAACCCCCCACCAGGGCACAUCUUGGCUCAAAUGCCACCAUAUAUGAACCAUCCUCCCCAUGGGCCACCUCCACAGCAUACGGGACCCCCCGUGAAUACUCCUCCUCCCCAUCAUUACUCUGCUUCCUCAAUGCCUCAGUACACAGAAGACCAAGGAACUCUCAGUCCUCCAUUCUCCCAACCUGGAGGGCACAGCCCUGGUAUUGGUGUUUGGCCUGCUCCCCGAGGUCCACCUCCACCAAGGAUUCAAGUUCCACCGCCACAGGCUCCAUUACCUGCACCACAUCACCCUGACCAGGCGCGGUACAGACCGUACUAUCAGUAAGCUCUUCACUGUCCAAUGGUCUAACAUUGGUUCCAUAUCUCUUUAUAUUAGAAGGGAGCAUGCAGUAAAGGAGUUACAGUGUAAAGGGUUAAGAAGAGAGGCUCUGCAUCUCAACUUGUGUCAAGCCCAUGGGGAUUCGUGUUUUGCCAUCCAUGGAGUAUUUUUCAGACUAUGUACAACUACAUUUUCAAUCGUGCACAAAGUUGUCCUGUAACAAUCAGUACUUGGGUGAAGAAAUGAGGAAUGAGUAGCUGAAAAUUCCGCUUUAUUUCAUUUUGGAGUGUUGUUUACUUUUCUUAACAUCCAUUCUUUGACACCACUGUAAAAUAUACUGUAUAUACAAAUAUACUUCUAAGCAUUUUAUGUUGUUUUAAGAUGAACAUACACAUAAAGCCUUAAGCUGACAAUGUGUAGGGUUCAAUGCCAGAUCAUAGAAUGGAGAUAUUUUUAUUAAUUUCUGUGUAUAAAUUCACAUGCAUUUGAAUAUUAAAUCCAAACUAAGUGAUUGCCAGCAACUUUUAAUGAGUUUGCAUUCUCUGUAAUAUGUUGUUGAUUGCUUUGCCUCAGGUCUUCUCACCCCAGCUGAAUAUUGUUUUAUUAUUGAAAACACCUUUUACUGACAGGAAAAGAAAGAAAAAUAAACUUCAAAGUGAGUUUUAA